Molecule: messenger RNA, 502 nt
Organism: Bactrocera tryoni
Lineage: Eukaryota; Metazoa; Arthropoda; Insecta; Diptera; Tephritidae
Product: lysozyme E-like
Exons: 1
Coding region: 13-438 (141 amino acids)
Molecular function (GO): lysozyme activity
Source: RefSeq, a predicted model, not a curated record
UAACGUAGCAAAAUGAAAGUUUUCGCCUUCUUCACUAUCGCUUUGGCUUUGGCCGCUCCAGCCUUGGGCAUAACUUUGAACCGCUGCUCUUUAGCGCGUGAGAUGUCUCGCUUAGGUGUGCCCAGGGAUCAAUUGGCGCGCUGGGCUUGCAUUGCUGAACACGAGAGCUCCUAUCGCACCGGUGUUACAGGCCCAACCAACUCCAACGGUUCCAACGAUUACGGUAUUUUCCAGAUCAACAACUACUACUGGUGCCAGCCUGCCAACGGUCGUUUCUCCUACAAUGAAUGCAAAUUGAGCUGUAAUGCUCUGUUGACCGAUGACAUUACCAACUCUGUGCGUUGUGCACGCAAAAUACUAGCACAACAGGGUUGGACUGCUUGGUCCACCUGGAAGUACUGCAGUGGUAGUCUGCCCAGCAUUGACUCAUGCUUUUAAGCUUUGAUAAACUGAUGUUGGCUUAAUAAUGAAUAAAAUUAAAAAGCUGAAAAGAAAAAAUAUA